AUGGGGGCCAAGCCGUCUAGUGCCCACGCCAAGGAAAAGAGCCCCAAGAAGAUGGGAUUCCUGAGAGGAAGGCAGAAAUUCUCCCCGUGGGAUGACACCCUGCUCUCGGGAAAGGACCCACGGUCUCUGUUGAAGCGAGGCAUGAGGCACGUCAGCUUCAGCCUGGUCACCAAGGGCAUGACAGACAUCCCUGACUUUCUGUGGGGCCUGUCCGAGGUCCAGAAACUCAACCUGUCCCACAACCAGCUGCGAGUUCUCCCUCCCGAGGUGGGGAAGCUGAGUAGGCUGGUGGUGCUGAACCUGUGUGGAAACCGUCUGAAGAACUUGCCCCGGGAGAUCAGCCUCCUGAGGAGCCUGAAGGUGCUGUUUGUAAACAUGAACCACUUGACGGAGGUGCCCCCUGAGCUGAGCGCCUGCAGACACCUGGAGGUCCUAAGCCUGUCUCACAACUGCUUGUCCCAGCUCCCCGCCAGCCUCGCAGACCUCUCCCGGCUGAGGAAGCUGAAUCUUAGCAACAACUAUUUUGUUCACAUCCCCAUCUGUGUCUUUUCACUGAAGGAGCUGAAUUUCUUGCAUGUGGGCUCUAACCGUCUGGAAAACAUCGCGGAGAGCAUCCAGUGCCUGGUCAGCUUACAGAUCUUCAUCGCAGAAAGUAACAAGAUCCACUCGUUCCCCAGGUCUCUCUGCUUACUGACAAGCCUGGAGUUGCUCAACUUGAACAACAAUGAUAUCCAGAAUCUCCCGGAAGAACUCCACCUGCUAAGUAGACUGGAGCGGAUUGCUUGGAAUCCCAUGGACAAAGGACUCCACAUUUCCCAUAACCCUUUAUCGAGGCCUCUGCCGGAGCUGGUGGAGGGGGGACUGGAGAUGCUUUUCAGCUACUUGAAGGACAAAAAGCACAACUGACGUGGGCAGCAGCGGUACAGAUGAUAGUUCAGCUCACCGAGACCCCAUCACUAGGUGUUUCUCUUGUCUAGACGUUCUGAUCUUAACUGUGUUGGUCAGGGUCUGUGCUGAUGUUCAGUUAUCAAACACCCAUUCUA
Messenger RNA from Erinaceus europaeus (western European hedgehog), 1043 nucleotides. RefSeq names its product leucine rich repeat containing 30 (gene LRRC30). The coding region runs from base 1 to 906 and encodes 301 amino acids. Gene Ontology annotation, molecular function: protein binding. Lineage: Eukaryota; Metazoa; Chordata; Mammalia; Eulipotyphla; Erinaceidae. The transcript has a single exon. The record is from RefSeq and is a predicted model, not a curated record.